AGGACGAUGAUCUGUUGUAGUGGAUACAUGCUGUCCGGAGAGGGAUGCGUUUUGAGCAUCUGCUCUAGGUACAUUUGAUAUCAUUGACAAAAGAUACAUAACGUUUGGCGCCACACUUUAUAAGAAAACAUGGCUCUAAAAAACGAUAAACUAUCGCUGUUUUAAACUUCCACGUACAGAGGGGAGAAUUAGAAACCUACCUGAUAUGAAUCGAGACCUGUCAUUCGCGUAAUUAAAUGAUGCACCUCAGCGAAAUCUUGGGACGAGGACUUCCUGGGGGAUUGCUUCCUGUCUUGCCGCCGAUGCAAUUUUCCAAGGAAGACGGAGCUCUCGAGGGGACAUUUAAAUCGAAACCUCACCACUGCGACUCGACUGGGGCUCCGUCCAAAAUGUGCAGCGACUGCUAUACAAACCAGACGUUUGUUUACGAUGAUGGGACCGCGCACGAACACACAGCCAGGACUUCACCUGAGACGGUGCAGAAGAAUAACAGCAGCAACACCGGAGUUAUUCUGGAUAUUUCCGCACUCAAGAUGACCGAGGUGGACUCGGAGGUCCCACCACUUCCGCCUCGGUACCGAUUUCGCGAUUUGCUGCUUGGAGACCAGUCUUUCCAAAACGACGACAGGGUGCAGGUGGAGUUCUACGUGAAUGAGAACACGUUCAAGGAGAGACUGAAACUUUUCUUCAUAAAAAACCAAAGAUCAAGUCUGAGAAUUCGGAUCUUUAACUUCUGCCUGAAACUGCUGACAUGCCUCCUGUACACUGUCCGGGUUAUGCUGGACAAAUCGGCCGACAACUGGUCUCGCUGGGAGGUGAUAUUCUGGGUUGACAGGAAGCUCCAUGUGUGGGCGAUACAGGUGAUCGUGGCCUUAAUCAGCUUCCUGGAGGCCAUGCUUCUGAUGUACCUCAGCUACAAGGGCAACAUUUGGGAGCAGAUGUUCCAGGUGUCAUUUCUCUUGGAGAUGAUCAACACAGUGCCCUUCAUCAUCACCAUAUUUUGGGCUCCACUAAGAAACAUCUUCAUCCCCGUGUUUCUAAAUUGUUGGCUAGCCAAGUGUGCGCUGGAGAAUAUGAUUAACGAUCUGCACCGAGCCAUACAGAGGACACACUCUGCCAUGUUCAACCAGGUCCUCAUCCUCAUCUGUACCCUGCUCUGUCUGGUCUUCACCGGGACAUGUGGUAUACAACAUCUAGAGAGAGCCGGGAAGAACCUGAGUCUGUUCAACUCCCUGUAUUUCUGCAUUGUGACCUUUUCCACAGUGGGAUACGGUGACGUCACACCACAGAUCUGGCCCUCCCAGCUACUAGUGGUCAUUAUGAUCUGUGUGGCUCUGGUAGUGCUCCCUCUACAGUUUGAGGAGCUAAUAUACUUGUGGAUGGAGCGGCAGAAGUCUGGCGGGAACUACAGCCGUCAUCGCGCCCAGACGGAGAAACACGUUGUGCUGUGCGUCAGUUCCCUCAAGAUCGACCUCCUCAUGGACUUCCUGAAUGAGUUCUACGCUCACCCCAGACUGCAGGAUUACUACGUGGUGAUCCUCUGUCCCACGGAGAUGGACAUCCAGGUGCGUAGAGUCCUGCAGAUUCCACUCUGGUCCCAGAGGGUCAUCUAUCUUCAGGGCUCUGUGCUCAAGGACCAGGAUCUGAUGAGGGCGAAGAUGGACGACGCAGAGUCCUGUUUCAUCCUCAGCAGCAGGAACGAAGUGGACCGAACUGCAGCUGACCACCAGACCAUCCUGAGGGCCUGGGCCGUGAAGGACUUUGCUCCGAACUGCCCGCUUUAUGUCCAGAUCCUCAAACCAGAGAACAAGUUUCACGUCAAGUUCGCCGAUCAUGUUGUCUGUGAAGAAGAGUUCAAGUACGCCAUGUUGGCCCUGAACUGCGUAUGUCCUGCGACGUCCACGCUUGUCACACUCCUUGUUCACACAUCCCGUGGACAGGAGGGACAGCAGUCUCCGGAGCAAUGGCAGAGAAUGUACGGCCGUUGCUCGGGCAACGAGGUCUACCACAUCCACCUUGGGGACAGCAAGUUCUUCGGGGAGUACGACGGCAAGAGCUUCACCUACGCCUCCUUCCAUGCUCACAAGAAGUACGGAGUGUGCCUGAUCGGGGUGAAGAGAGAGGACAACAAAAGCAUCCUGCUCAACCCGGGCCCACGGCACAUCAUGGCCGUCUCCGACACCUGCUACUACAUCAACAUCACCAAGGAGGAGAACUCGGCCUUCAUCUUCAAGCAGGAGGAGAAGCACAAGAGGAAGGGGCUGUCGCCCGGGGGCCUGUACGACGCCCCAUCUCGCCUCCCCGUUCACAGCAUCAUUGCCAGCAUGGGAACAGUGGCCAUGGACCUGCAUAACACAAACCCCCCGGACAGCAGCAGCAGCAAGCUGGCCCUGCCCACGGAGAACGGGUCGGAGAGCCGGCGGCCCAGCAUCGCGCCCGUCCUGGAGAUCGCCGACUCCGCCGCCAUCCUGCCCUGCGACUUCCUCGGCGACCAGUCGGAGGACGAGAUGACCCAGUCCGACGACGAGGGGUCGUCCAUCUACGAUUAUGUGAAAGGAUACCCACCCAACUCCCCGUAUAUUGGGAGUUCCCCCACCCUCUGCCACCUGCUGCCCCAGAAAGCCCCGUUCUGCUGCCUGCGACUGGACAAGGGCUGCAAGCACAACAGCUUCGAGGACGCCAAAGCAUACGGCUUUAAGAACAAGCUGAUCAUCGUGUCUGCCGAGACGGCUGGUAACGGCUUAUAUAAUUUCAUCGUUCCUCUUCGAGCCUACUACCGGUCGCGGAAGGAGCUCAACCCUAUCGUCCUGCUCUUAGACUACCAGCCCGACAACCACUUUUUAGAAGCCAUAUGUUGCUUCCCAAUGGUUUAUUUCAUGGCUGGGACCAUUGACAAUCUGGAUAACCUGUUGCAGUGUGGGAUCAUUUACGCGGAUAAUCUGGUGGUGGUCGACAAGGAGAGCACCAUGAGCGCGGAGGAGGACUACAUGGCCGAUGCCAAAACAAUCGUUAACGUCCAGACCAUGUUCAGGUUGUUCCCCAGUCUAAGCAUCAUCACUGAACUCACGCACCCCUCGAACAUGCGGUUCAUGCAGUUCAGAGCGAAGGACUGCUACUCACUGGCCCUGUCAAAGCUGGAGAAGAAGGAGCGGGACAAGGGCUCGAAUCUGGCCUUCAUGUUCCGCCUCCCGUUCGCCGCGGGCCGAGUCUUCAGCAUCAGCAUGCUCGACACGCUGCUCUACCAGUCGUUUGUGAAGGACUACAUGAUUCCCAUCGCAAGACUUUUACUAGGCCUGGACACCACACCUGGCUCUGGGUACUUGUGUGCGAUGAAGGUAACCAAGGAGGAUUUGUGGAUCCGGACGUACGGAAGGCUGUUCCAGAAGCUCUGCUCCUCCAGCGCAGAGAUUCCCAUCGGGAUCUACCGCACGGAGUCGCACAUGUUCUCCUCAUCAGAGUCGCAGGUCUCCAUCAACGUGGAGGAGUGCGAGGACACCAAGGACCGGCACGAGACGUGGAAGGAGAAGAGCUCUCACCGCAACUCCAUGGGCAGCGACCAGUCGGAGCACCCGCUGCUGAGGAAGAAGAGCAUGCAGUGGGCGCGGAGGCUCAGCCGGAAGAACGCCAAACCGCCCAACCGCGCGGAGCGCAUCAGCCAGCAGCGCCUCAACCUGUCCCGCCGGUCCGAGCGGCAGGAGCUGUCCGAGCUCGUCAAGAACCGCAUGAAGCACCUGGGCCUGCCCACCACCGGAUACGAUGAAAUGAAUGACCACCAGAACACGCUGUCCUACGUCCUGAUCAACCCCACCCCAGACACCAGACUGGAGCUCAACGACAUUGUGUACCUGAUUCGGUCCGACCCCCUGGCACACGUGCCCGACGACCCCCCGGCCAGGCCGAGUGGCACGAGGAUGAGGCAGGAGCUGGGGAUGGAGACCAGAGACGAGACCCAGCUCUGAGCCCCAGCACACAGCGGCAGAGGCGGCCCAGUUCACAAAGAGUGCCUAGAUUGACUGAGAGAAACGUGGAAGGAGACAGCCCACCGUGUGCGGGUGAUGCCCCCGGAGAGCCCGAGGGUGGGGUCACGACAUGGGGCGGAGGACCCUGGUGGAACAGGAUACAGCCGAGAGGACCACGCUGUACUCAGGAACGGCCAACACUGUCCCUCUGUACAGCGAGUGACCUCAGAUCCCUGGAACAUCUCCCAAACUACCCCCACCCGCCCCCUCCCAGACCUGUAUACCCGGAUGUUUCCCGGGUGGAGUUUGCAUCGCCUGGCUCAAUGACGAAAAUCCCAUCAUGCAUUGUCCCGUGUGUGGCUGUUGACUCCCCAUCUCAGUUAACCACCUGUCCUACUUGAGUGAAAACGCUGCUCCAUCACAAACCCCUGGACCAGACGGCCUGCUGCACAGCAUGCGGUGCAGAGAAUGCCUUCAGACCUCACAUUCCCAUACCCUGCUGAGUUCAGCACGGCAAAGCACGGCGGCUACUUUCUGCGGUAGCUUGUGAGGAACCUGAUGGACAUGCUUGAUUUCUAAGUAGAUGAUGCGCCACAAAGCGUUGAUCUACUGGACUUGGCCUUACUCAGGGGUCUCCCAGGAAGAGGUGAUGGGUAAACCCCACAGACUUGGGCCCUGUUCCACAAAGCAGGAUCACCGAGUUGAACAGCAAAACCCUGAAAACAUAACUUUUUACUUCAGUCCAUGUUCCGGAUUUUGGUGGGGUAAAACAGUAAUCCUACUUUGUGGAACAGGAUCCUGGAUUACUAAAUUAGCCAGGUAACUGCAUAAAGUAAAACCCGGAACGGCUAUUUUUACUUCAGUCCAUAUUCCAGAUUUGGGUAGGGUCCAGGAUUUACUCAGUACAGUUAUCUGGCUAACUCAGUAAGCCACUGUGCUUUGUGGAACAGGCCCAAGGUGAGGUUGUAAUCCUUUCAUAUAGUUUGAGCGAUUUUUAAAAUUUAACUUUGUAUUUUAUCCCAACUAAAAAUUCUGUUACUGGAAUGCUGGCUUCACAUUUUUCAUCUUCGGUAUUUGACAUACCAAUAUCUCGCACAGAGACUAAUACACAGUAUUAACUCUUCACCAGCGACACACCACCAUAUCAUAACCAAACCAGCAUAGUCACAUCAAUUAUCCAAUUAGAUCACAACUAGGUCUGACACACACAUAAUUCACUUUGGUUAAUGUUCAUUAUGUUUUCAUAUAAUUCUACUUUAUAUAAUGUUGCGUAUUUAAAGGUACAAUAGGUCAUUUCGGACUUCUAACGGUCAAGAGAGGAAUAGCAGCAACAAACACCUUCAAACCGCAACACUGUUUAUCCCUCCCCCUUCUCUGUGAACGUGCUGACGUUGACACACCAUUGGCUGUGGCAAUUAGAACCAAUUUUCAACCAAUGAGCUUGAAUUUUUAUUAUUGUACAGCUAUAUGAUGUUUUGGUACUGUGCCGGCCCGUCAACUACAUAUUUUGAAACCCGAAUUUAAGGACUAUAAACACAGGCAGAGGGUGAGUAAACAUGUCAGUGAGCCUUUUUAAAUGAUAGGAAGGGAUUUACAAUGGUCUUGUAACAAUGUUUUAACACAAAAAUCUUACCUAUUGUACCUUUAAGUGGUGAGGUAUAUGAUAAGGACCCCGACAGAGAUGCACAGGGAGUUGUUUACUGGUAUAUGCAAGGCUUGACCACUUGCUAGACUGCUGCUCUUUUACAUUAUUUAACUUGAAGUAGAUCUGCCUGAUUUGCCAUGGAGUACUUUAAUAUAAUAUUUUUGCUCCUUUCCUCCCAUUGUCAUGUUGUUGUGCUCAUGUAACUUGCAUGUAUCUCUGAAAGACAUGACAAAAAGAUGAAUAUGAUGUCACGAAUAUUAUCAUUAAGAUAAUAUAAUAAUUUGUAAUGUAAUGCAGAUUUUUUUCAACAAAAGGCUUUCAGUAAAAUACUAUAUAAUUUAGUAUGUUAUGUUAUUUGAAAAUUUGAAAAACCAUAUGCCACACUUUGCAUUAUCACUUUUCUAUGUUGUAAUUUAAAGCUGAUAUUUUGUCAUAA
This is a messenger RNA of Conger conger (European conger), 6040 nucleotides long. It is a transcript of the gene kcnt1a, whose product is annotated as potassium sodium-activated channel subfamily T member 1a. The record is from RefSeq and is a predicted model, not a curated record. Gene Ontology annotation, biological process: potassium ion transport. The transcript is spliced from 30 exons. NCBI's taxonomy places the organism in Eukaryota, Metazoa, Chordata, Actinopteri, Anguilliformes, Congridae. Gene Ontology annotation, molecular function: intracellular sodium-activated potassium channel activity. The coding region runs from base 237 to 3959 and encodes 1240 amino acids. Gene Ontology annotation, cellular component: membrane.